UCGAACAUGAACGUGCGCUUCAAACUUGCCCAUCCGUUGAACAAAUUGUUUUGGCUCUGUCUCCUUACAUUGGUCUAUUUUGUAUUCUUUGUGCCAUUUAGGAGUCGCGAAAAAAUGAAAAGCAAACAUAUAGAUUUCCAAUCAGAGAGUGAUGAGAGUGAGAUUUCAAACGAUAUUGAAUAUAGCUAUGAUAUUGAUGAGGCGAUAGAAAACGAGUCUCCACCUCAAUAUUUUGUGUUUAAUUCGAAAUGCAAAAUGCCUUACGUGGAUCCUUUUGCGCCCGAGGCCCGGGAGAUAUUCAAGCCGCUACCGUUUGAAACGUGCUCCAAUGAAUCGGAUCUCGUGACACCCGUUUUUGAUAUGAAUCGGCAACGCUAUGUGCUGCAUAUAAAUGAGAGUCUGGCCGCACAUUUGCUUAAGUCUAAGGAUGCCGAUUAUUAUUGCUUUUAUACGGAAGUCACGCGUGACUCAUCGGAUGACAGCUAUAAAAUGGCUUCGCCGCAAAUAUAUUUCUCACAAGACUAUGUCGUGCCUUUGCAUGUGGAAGCGAUGAUAGUCCUGUGCCAUCGUAUGUCCAACGAAUCGGACGUAUUGCAGCACGACGCCUUCUCCCUUGUACAGCCCAUUGGGCGUCCAAGGGCAACACCAAGGCGGAAGCCAAGUGUCCUUAUGUUUGGCAUCGAUAGCACUUCUCGCAUUAAUUUGAGAAGAACUAUGCCAAAAGUCUAUAAGUAUCUGACACGUUGGGGCUGGUAUGAGAUGCAAGGCUACAAUAAGGUAGCCGACAACACAUUUCCCAACCUGAUGGCCGUACUAAGCGGUUAUACGCCAGAUACCGCUAAGGAGCAAGUGUGCGAUACAGAUGAUCGGGAGUGUCUAAACAAUUUUCCGUUUAUCUGGAAAUACCUAAAGAAUGCCAGCUACUUGACGGCGUAUGCGGAAGAUAUAGCCGGUAUGAACACAUUUAAUUAUUUGAAGCCGGGCUUCAAGGAUCCACCCACUGAUUACUAUCUGCGCCCCCUUUUGACUGCCAUCGAGUCGAAGAUGGAGUCGAAGAAAUGUGCCGACUGCACAUUGGAUUAUUGUGUUGGCCGCCGAUUGACGAGCAGCUAUGUCUACGAUUUUUGCAGACAGUUUGCACAGCGCUAUAUUAAUGAGCAGCCCAUUUGGGGUCUGUUCUGGUCGAAUAGCUUUAGUCAUGACGAUUUUGCAUUGCCAUCGAAAAUGGAGCAGAAAAUACUUCAGUACCUGCUGGACUUUGAGAGCGAUGGGGUCUUUGAGGAGAGCAUCUUCAUAUUUUUUGCGGAUCACGGCACACGUUUCGGAAGCUUGUCCUGUUUGACGAGCGGCUUCCUGGACGAACGUUGGCCAAUGCUGUUCAUUUACCUACCGCCCUGGUUUCGUCGCCAGUAUCCGCAAUAUGCCAAGGCUCUGGCUCUCAACCGCAAUCGAUUGAGCUCCAACUAUGAUCUCCACAACACACUUAAGCACAUCAUUGAAAUUGGGGGGACUCCAGAUGGCCGAGAGCUGCCCAAGGCUUACGAUUGCCCAAAAUGCCAUUCUUUAUUUUAUCCCCUAAGUGAGCAACGUAAUUGUGCAGAUGCUGGUAUACUCGAGCAUUGGUGCACCUGUGAGCCAUAUAAAAGGAUUGAGGGCAAAUGGGGCACACGAUUGGCCCCAUUGGUCAUCGACCGAAUGAACGAAUAUUUAGCUGGAAAAAAUUUAUCCACUCUGUGUUCUAGCUUAAGUCUUAGCUAUGUACAUAGAAUCGAGAUUAAGUAUGGCUUAGAUAUUGAUUGGCACAAUGAGAUGCCAAGACUUGAUGUGGCUAACUAUCGGAUAAAGUUCAAGGUGCAACAAAAUAGUGCGGACUUUAUGGCAACGUUUGUGUUUAAUAAUAUUACGGAGAAUAUUGAUUUGAAUGUAGAGACUAUAAGUCGCACGAAUUCGUACGAGGAGGACUCGACCUGUUUAGAAGAUAAAAUUGCUAAAUUAUAUUGUAUAUGUAAGAGUGAUCUGCGACCUUAGCGAAUUCUAGAAUAAUCACGUCAAGCCCUAUCUUAACAAUUUGUCUAUGACGUACAUACUACAUUUGUUUUAAAUUAGUAACACUCUCUAAUGUAUGCAUUACAUCUGAAUGUUAUGGUUGAAAAUACAGCUCUUUGGUUUAGUUAUAAAUA
This is a messenger RNA of Scaptodrosophila lebanonensis, 2180 nucleotides long. RefSeq lists its product as uncharacterized. The record is from RefSeq and is a predicted model, not a curated record. Lineage: Eukaryota; Metazoa; Arthropoda; Insecta; Diptera; Drosophilidae. The transcript has 3 exons. Bases 7 to 2028 code for a protein of 673 amino acids.